Molecule: messenger RNA, 3673 nt
Organism: Stegostoma tigrinum
Lineage: Eukaryota; Metazoa; Chordata; Chondrichthyes; Orectolobiformes; Stegostomatidae
Gene: nup133
Product: nucleoporin 133
Exons: 26
Coding region: 58-3492 (1144 amino acids)
Biological process (GO): transcription-dependent tethering of RNA polymerase II gene DNA at nuclear periphery; protein import into nucleus; poly(A)+ mRNA export from nucleus
Cellular component (GO): nuclear pore outer ring
Molecular function (GO): protein binding; structural constituent of nuclear pore
Source: RefSeq, a predicted model, not a curated record
UGGCGGCGAGUGCGGGAGGCCUGAGGCCUAAACGGCGGGGCCCGCGCUGUCUGCAGCAUGUUUUCCCCGCGGGCUCCUGGUGGUGCCAAGCGGCCCCCCUCAAGUUGCUUUGGGUCGCCGCUGACCCGGAGCGGCGGCGGCUUUCCCGUGCAGGGCCGGCGCAGUGUGUCGGCCAGCGGCGUUUUCUCUCCGUCCUGGCGCUCCAGCCUGUGCGGCCGUCCAACUCCAACCAGAGGAGCACAGUAUCAAACAGUUGGCGAGACGCUCAACUAUGAAAUCAGGAGUUUUGGAUCUUCUCUUCCUGUUAAGGUUAUGGAGGCCAUAACCCUAGCUGAAGCAGAUGAACCUUUAAGUGUUAAAAUAAGUGAAAAUGGUUGGGCCUGGCUGGUUUGUGGUGAAAAACUGAUUGUCUGGAAGAUUGGCCAGAUGCCCAUUUCAAAGUUUUCUGUGUGUAAAGAAUUCCAGUUGCCACCUUGUGAUCUCCCGUAUGUUGCAGACCUUGUCGCUUUAUCUCAUCCGGAUGAGUAUAGUUCCUUGCAGUCUGUGUCAGUGAUGGCAGCUUCCAGACAAGGGGUGAUAUGUUACUGGCCGAGUAUGAUCCAUGAGGAGUCCUGCACAGAGAUCACUGUGGACCUUGGCAAUGACUGGAAAUGUCUGACUGCUGUAUUGGGUGGUGGAUUUAUUCUCGCUUCUCAGAAGAACCAGUUGCUACGAAUAACACCAGAUGGUUCAGGCAAAGUGAGCUUCCGCCCUGUGCAGCAGGGACAGGGAAUGCUAUCAGGCCUUGGGCGCAGAGUCUCAUCACUGUUUGGCAUUUUGACACCAACUGCUGAUGUUGUGCUGAGUUCUGUAUUGUGGGAUGCGGAAAAUGAGUGCUUCUACACACUGACUAAUUCGAGUCUGAAUAAAUGGGAAGUGGAUGAGACGUCUGAACGCCACAUUUUCAGCUGGGACUUGAAUAGAUCAAUGAAACAUGACCUGGGAGAUUCUAUCUGGGGAGAUGAUGAAAAUUAUGAAGCCACUAAGUCUGCUAUCAGUAUGAGAUAUCUGGACUUGCAGCUGAGCAAAGAGGGUCUGGUGAUUUUGACAGCAGCCUGGAGCCAUACAGAUUCUCCCUGCCUAAUCUACUAUAUUUUAACCACCUUGCAAGAUCAAGGCUGUCACAUAUCUGAUGAAAUAAGAGUGGAGGUCACUGAGUAUUGUCCACCAUAUCAUCAGACGGAUGAGCUACCAUGUCAGCGAUUCUUGAUUCCAGAUUUUGCAAGCCCAGCUGCUUAUCUCUAUACGUACGAUUUGGUAUUUGCAUGCUGCACAGGUACAGCAAGAGCCCGUUUGCCCCAGGAGAAACUUAUCCUAAAUAUGCCAGGUGAUGGUAUCCUGGGAGCUGGAAGUUUUACUGGAUUGCCUGUCCUCUUCUGCAGGAACAGUGGUUUGGUUGUUGCUCGCCCCAAGGAAAGUGUGUCAAUGUUACCUGAAAAUAUUGAAGAUUCUCUGGCCUUAGCAGCAUCUGAGAGUGAUGCCAGGCAACCAUUUGAAAGAGCAGAGAUGGAGGCGCAGGAGGAUAAAACAAAGAUGUUGAAGACUGCCUUUGUGAUGUAUUGCAGAAAGGAUAUCCUUGGUGCUCAGAACGUGUUGGAGGAAAUCUUCCCCGACAGCAUUGACACAGGACCAGACUCUGACCUGGACAUGUCUGUGGCACAGAUCAGUCUCGAUCUAAUUAAUGACUAUCCUGCUUGUGACCCACGCUGGGCUGAAUCUGUACCAAGUGAUGUUAGUAGGUUUAGCAAUACCUCCCUGUUGUUGCUUCACCAGCUGGAAGAUAAGAUGAAAGCCCAUUACUGUCUGAUGGAGUUCCUUCAGGAUGUGGAGCUACUAAGUCGCCUUGAGACUGUUCUGGUGCAUGGGAUCCCUCUGGCUACCCGUCUCUUGCUGUGUGAACAUGCUGAGAAACUCUCUGCUGCCAUUGUUCUGAAGAAUCACCACACCAAGCUUCCUGAAGUUGUAAAUGCUGCCAUUAACUGUGCUUUGAAUAAAAGGAAUGAGAGCAUUCCUCCGAAUCUGACCCCAGCUGACAUUUUCUUCCGGGAGGUCUCCCAGAUUGAUACUGCAUUUGAAUGUUUGCUAGAAGAAGAAGAACAAUUUUUGGAGGACAACCACCCUCUGUCUCUGGAAUGGGCACAGAUGGUUAUUCAUGUUAACAACAUCUUGAAGGAUAUGUUGCAUGCAGCUGUCCACCAUCGACACAACAAGAGCUCACUUUAUAAGUCACAAGAAGGGACUGAGCAUGAACCAGAAUACAUUCCCUGGACAGCAUCCAGUGGGCCAUCAGGCAUGAGGUGUGUGAUUUUACGGCAAACUGAUGUUGUUUUGACCAAGGUGUACCCACAAGUCGACACUACUUUACGCAAUGCUCUUCUCGAACAACUGGUGGUGCUGAUUGAUUUCUAUCUGGAUGGAUACGUUUGUCAACUCAAGUCAGUGGACAGGCCCAAUCAACAGGAAAGAUACAAUAAACUAGAUUUGGAAUACACCCAGAAACGCUCACAUCUUCUGACACAACUACUUUCUCUUGGGCAGUACCAGUUGACUGCUUCACUGGCAGAAAAAUAUUGUGACUUCGACAUCCUGAUCCAACUGUGUGAACAGACUGACAACCAGACCAGACUGCAGCGGUACCUGAACCAGUUUGCAGAUCAGAACUUUUCUGACUUCCUAUUUCGCUGGUAUAUGGAAAAGGGCAAAAGAGGGAAGCUGUUGUCACCACCGGUCUCCCAACAUGCAAACCUGGCCAGCUUCCUGCAGUCCCAUGAACAUCUCAGCUGGCUGCAUGAGAUUAAUGUCCAGAAUUUUGAAAAGGCGUACAGAACAUUACUCAAUCUUGCCAACAUGGAGACACGAUACUUUACCAAGAAGAAAACUCUCCUGAGUCUCAGUAAACUGUCUGCGUUUGCUUCUGAUCUCCCCGAUGACCAUCUGCAAGAAACAAUGGAGGAAUUGACUGCGCAGGAGCGGUAUUUGCUUCACCAGGAGACCUUGCCAAUGGAACUGAUAACUAAGAAACAAUUCGACGUAGACACCAUGCCUGUAUUAAAUGCUUUACAGCUGAUCCAUCUUUACAUCAGUGAUGACAACAUAAAAGCAAAUGAAUAUGAUUUCAAGAAGGCGCUUGAUCUCCUGGAAUUUGUUGAAAAGGAGGAGGGACUUGAUGCUAAUAUCAACAUUGAGUCAUUGAAACUGGAAAUCUUCUGCCGAGCUAUUCAGAGAAACGAUUGGUCUUUUGAUGCAAAGGAUGAUCCCAUUGAAGCUGCAAAGGAAACUGUACUGAUAAAGGUCAUAAAAAAGUUGAUGGAUGAAGGAGUUCAGCUGAAAUAUUAUUUGCCAGAAGUGAAGGACUUGCUGAAAUCAGAUUAUCUGGUAACCCUGAGAUCCAAUUCCUACUUCGAAUUCCUUUUACAAGCAAUCUAUGAACAUUAUUUAAAACUACAGUCCUGAUUGCCUUGAUGUGUCAUCUCCAUAUUCUGCUGUAUUUUUAACAUGCUUCACUCCAUUCAAGAACUGCAGAUAAGCAACCUGCAAUGUUUAAACUUUUGUAUAAAAUAAAUGAAUUAAUUUGUGCUUCUAAUAGAAGUCCUUUGUAAAAUUAAAGGUCACAAACUUGCUGUUUCAAUCUGAA